Molecule: messenger RNA, 1725 nt
Organism: Fonsecaea pedrosoi CBS 271.37
Lineage: Eukaryota; Fungi; Ascomycota; Eurotiomycetes; Chaetothyriales; Herpotrichiellaceae
Exons: 1
Coding region: 1-1725 (574 amino acids)
Cellular component (GO): dynactin complex
Source: RefSeq, a predicted model, not a curated record
AUGGCAACAACAUUCCCUUACACUUUCGUCUCUUGCCCCUGUUCAGAUGCAUCCAAUAGAGCCUUGAAGUCGAAGCGAUCCUCCCGCGAUGUCGACUUUGAGGGAGUUCAAGACGGUGAAGAGACCUUUGAUCCGCGGCAUCCACGUUCUGCCUUCUCGCUUUUCCCCCCUGAGCACUUGUUGUACUGCGAAGAAUGCCACGAGAUCAAAUGCCCUCGUUGCGUGACCGAGGAGAUCAAUGCGACCUACUGUCCAGACUGUCUCUUUGAGAGUCCCAGGGUAAUGGUUAGGGGUGAAGGGAAUAGAUGCCCUCGAAACUGCUUUCAUUGCCCCAUCUGCACGUCCCAGAUGAUCACCACUUCCAUCGGCGACCCAAAAGACGGACCAUUCAUCCUCAACUGCAACUACUGCAUGUGGAGCACCCUCGAUGUUGGUAUCAAGCUUGACAAACCGACCGGCGUCCGCGGCCAGCUUGAUGAAAUUGCAAAUGGAGGCAAACGCAGGCCUUCGACCUUGAAAUCACCACCACAACACCAUGAUGAACCCGCACGCAAAUCAUCGCUUUCACGGCAACCUUUAUUGCCGGAAGAAAUAAGAGAGGCCGUGGAAGCCAGAGAGCCAACCGAGUCACGGCCAUCUCUGGAUUCAACGGCGAGGUUCAGCGCCCUGAAGGCAUUCUACAAGGACCAAAUCGCCGAAUCUUCAGCUAUGGAUGCGGGCUUUCCCACUUCCGCGUUGGACAUGGCCUACUCGUCCCCAUCGUCACUCCAACGUAUCAUGAACAUCUAUACCAACAGAGAGAACUCGCUUAAACGGGCUCGACAGAAGCUUACGAUCAUGCGAGAAGCUCGCGCAGUGGGCGAAGGACUCAAACUGUACGACCCACAAAGUGCCACGCCUUGCGAAUACGACGAGACCACAACCAUGGCACAAAGAACCUCUCAAAAUCCUUCCUUUAUUGGCAAUCCUCGAGCGCGCACAGUCUCAGAUCUCAGACCGAUGCCCACACUUAUGCGUACCAAACGAUCCAAGCGCUGUGCGACCUGCAAACACAUCCUCACCCGACCCGAGCUGAAGAUAUCGUCUGCACGAUACCGCAUCAAGCUGAUUGCACUCAGCUAUAUCCCCUUUGUGACCAUAAAGCCGCUUCCAGUUCCGGGUGGCUUGUCUCCUCCUGGACCAGAUGGAAGCGACAUUGUCCUUGCAGCUGGGAAGCCUGUCCAGUUUAUCAUGACACUGCGCAAUCCGCUGUUUGACGACGUCAAUGUCAGCUUGGGAAGCCCCAGCGUGACACCGGGAAAGCAUGGGCAUCGGGUCACCAUCUUGUGCCCUCAGUUUCAGAUCGGGAAGAAUAGCGACGCUUGGGACGACGCACUGAACAAGCCUCCAACUCAGGCAGUGGGAGGUGCCAAUACCGCUGGUGGAGAACAAAUCGCUGGCAAAUUGUACGACCAGGGCCGCAACUGGGCGAGCGUAGUAAUUGAGAUUAUCCCUGCGAGCAUUUUGAGAGGCGUGAGCGAGGAUCUGGGCGGAGAUGAGGACGUCAUCGAGAUUCCUAUCAGAGUCAGGCUGGAAUGGACCGUCACCGAGGACGAGACUGCGGGUAUUGUGGAAAGAAGGAAACGGGAUAGGGACAAGGUGCUCGAAGACGGGGAGGACGCGGAUGAUGGGAAGAGAGAGUUGAGUUACUGGAUGGUCCUUGGUAUUGGGAGAGUGGACUGUUGA